Molecule: messenger RNA, 1270 nt
Organism: Drosophila teissieri
Lineage: Eukaryota; Metazoa; Arthropoda; Insecta; Diptera; Drosophilidae
Exons: 2
Coding region: 145-660 (171 amino acids)
Biological process (GO): endoplasmic reticulum membrane organization
Cellular component (GO): endoplasmic reticulum membrane; plasma membrane
Molecular function (GO): FFAT motif binding
Source: RefSeq, a predicted model, not a curated record
AUUAAUGGAUGGCUAGCUUAAUUCAGACGGGUUCUCAAAAUCUUAGUGUACACGUUUUUAUUAUAAUUUUUACGAAAUUUUAAGUAAAUGUAAGGUAAAAAGUACGAGUAAUUAAGUAGUUUUUCGAAGCUGAUUUUGAGCAACAUGUCUGCAAAUUCAAAUUCACUGGAAGUCUCGCCGAAUAGUACGUUAACCUUCACAAAAACCAAUGAUAGACAAGAAAUAACCAUCAGAAAUGUGGGCGAAAAGACAGUGACCUACAAGGUGCAGAGCACAGUGCAUGGCAAGUUUAGUAUACGACCCCGCUGGGGAGUCCUGAACCCCACUGAGCACUCACAUGUCGUCAUAACCAUGUGCAAGGAUGCCGAGCUCUCGAGGAAGGGACGCGACAAGAUAGUGGUCGUUUGCAUGGUUUCGCCCAUCAAUGCUGUGGACUUUGACAUGACCACCUCCUUCUGGCGCCACAAUAUCUGCUACGAUCCCAAUAUCGAGAAGCACCAGCUCACCUGCCAUCAAAUUGAUGGGGGGCAGGGUGUAGGCGAUGGUGUGGGCGUGGGUGACGGAGGCGAUAAGGAUGCGAAGUCGGACGAUCUAAGGUUUCGCCGGGGUUUAUUCCCAUCAUUUUGCAGUAUUCGCAUUCCGAGCAAGUACUGGCGAUAGUUUUCAACCCGGUGGGGAGAGUUCCUCCAUUACCUUUACACCCUUCAAUCCAGACUGAAGUGUCAAUUAUCCCGCCCGAGCAUUUUGCCUUAAUGGCUGCAAUGACUAAGUAAUUGGUUAGCAGCCCUACCUUGUCUUUCCAUUGCCAACCUCUAUGGGCCAACAUUGUUGAUGAUGAGCCUUCAUUAAAAACUAAGAGCGUGUCUAUCUCCCUCUGUGAGUUUGUGUGUGUUGGCUGCAUCAAGUGGCUCGAAGGAUGCUCAUGCAUCCUGGCAACAUCGAGUGCGUUUACCCCACCCACCGCACCUGAUAAAACUGGCUGAUAAAAAGGCGUAAAUUGCUGGCAUUUUAGGCGUGCGCCUCUGGCUCUUCCUUCACUGGCAAUUAGGCAAACGUUAGCGAAGGCUCUUGAACUUUCGAUGCUCCCAUCGAUUGACAUUCUGCCAGGUUCACCAGGUUGCCCGGCAAUUAACUCGCAGCGUUAAAUGAAAGCGUUAAAUGGCAGGGGAAACCAUAAAAAAGCAAUGCUAAACCGAAUCAAACUGUCUUUAAACAUUUAACAUUUUUCUUAGCCAAAGCAUUGCUUAAAAAUUAAAGUUGCAUAAAUCUG